Molecule: messenger RNA, 942 nt
Organism: Rotaria sp. Silwood1
Lineage: Eukaryota; Metazoa; Rotifera; Eurotatoria; Philodinida; Philodinidae
Source: the annotation of a GenBank genome assembly
AUGAGUACUAAUACACUUAUUAAUGAAAAUUUAUCUGUUAAUAAUACAACAUCCACGACAUCAUUAAAUAAUGAUGGUCCUAUAGCACAUCUUGAUCAUAUGUUAAGUACACUUCAUGAUGAACAACAAACAACACGAAUACCAUCCAAUGUAUCCAUUGAUACAUAUGAUAAUAAAUCACAUCGAAUAAAUCAUCGUGCAACAUCACGAACAGAUGGAAAAAUUGUCGAAUGUUCAUCAGAAAAUGCAAUUGUUUAUCGAUAUUAUACAGGAGAAUCAGGUUCAAUUAUUGAAGAACAUUUUGAUAAGGCACUUAAACAACCAACAUCAUUUAAUUCAACAAGAUCAAUUUCAACACGAGAUCCUCGAACAUCAUCUUAUGGAUAUUCAAGCAUGAUGAAUCCAUCAAGUAGUUUUUGGCCUAAUUUUAUGACAUCGCCAACUUCAUAUCCACAUCCAACUUAUCUUCCGACAUCACAAAAUGAAUAUACUGAUUGGAUGCAUCAUCAUCAUGCAUAUCGUUCACCUUAUUCAGCAAAUUCAACAACAACAACAUCAUCGUCAUCAUCAUCAGCUAUUUCAAGCAAUCAUUUACAUUCAAUUGGAUCACCAAAUAAUACAAAUCUUAAUAAUAAUGCAGGACGCUAUCAUCAUCAUACGUCACCUGAUAUGGAUGUUGUUACAGCAGCAGCUAUCGGAGCUGCAGCCGCUGCACAAAUGUUUCAUCAUGAAAAACAAUCUCACCAUGGUUAUACACCAACAUCUCAUCAUUUUGAUUAUCAUCUUGGUGGAUCGAUGAUGGCAACAGCAUCAUAUCCGUUUCCUACUCAAAGUUUUGAUUUAAUGGGUACAAGUACAUCAACAAUGGGUUUAGAAAAUCCAAAUAUUAAAGAUUCAACAACAACGACACCUUGGUAUUCAAAUCAUCAUUUGUCAUGUUGA